Molecule: messenger RNA, 2276 nt
Organism: Cryptotermes secundus
Lineage: Eukaryota; Metazoa; Arthropoda; Insecta; Blattodea; Kalotermitidae
Gene: Cyp49a1
Product: probable cytochrome P450 49a1
Exons: 11
Coding region: 177-1790 (537 amino acids)
Molecular function (GO): heme binding; oxidoreductase activity, acting on paired donors, with incorporation or reduction of molecular oxygen; iron ion binding
Source: RefSeq, a predicted model, not a curated record
CGGGACCGCCCUGUCUGCAGAGAGACCUUUAGCGCAGUUCGAAACAUUUCCCCUGUUGGGCUGAAGCCACUGUACUGUAUGUUGUGGAAUAGCCGUAAUUGUGAAAGUGAAACAAGUGGAAAGUGCAUAGCUUGCUUACUUCUCGUUGUACAGGAGCUGGAGCCGAGGCUAGCGUAAUGGCGCUAAGGAAACUUCUGGGUGAGCUGAGAGACACGAGAAGUCUGCUGAUCAGCUCGUCUGGACGGCGUCACCACACAACAAGCUUACAGCCAGCCGCUGCUGACGGACUGGACGCGGACAUCGAAGGUUCCCGUGAGGUCAAACCUUACAGCGCUGUUCCGGGACCGAGAGAGUUGCCUCUUAUUGGCAAUGCAUGGAGGUUCCUCCCUUACAUCGGUCACUUCUCCAUCGAGAGGCUGGACACAGCAAUGUGGAGUCUCUACAACGACUACGGCAAAGUGGUGAAAGUGGGUGGCCUCAUUGGACAUCCUGACCUCGUAUUCGUGUUCGACGGGGACUACAUCGAGCACGUGUUCAGACGGGAAGAAGUUCAGCCUCAUCGGCCCUCCAUGCCCUCACUCCGCUACUACAAGCAGCACCUAAGAAAGGAUUUCUUCCGUGAUACCCCUGGUCUCAUUGGCAUACACGGACCGCAGUGGGAUGAGUUCAGGAGCAAGGUCCAGCAGGUGCUGCUACACCCCGGGGCUGCCAGGAACUACGUGGACCCUCUCAAUGAAGUGGCAAGCGACUUCAUGACGAGGAUUGACAUGCUUCGAGACGACAAGCAGGAGCUUCCGGAACACUUCCUCAGCGAAAUUUACAAAUGGGCUCUGGAAUCAAUCGGGCGAGUGGCCCUCGAUUCGAGGUUAGGUUGUCUUGGGAACGACAUCGCAAGCGACUCCGAAACGCAUCGUAUCAUCAAGUCCAUUCACACAUUCUUCGAGAACGUGGCUGAGGUCGAACUGAGGACGCCGUUCUGGAGAGUCUGGAGUACUCCCACGUGGAAAAAAUACAUCGCAGCCUUGGACGCCUUCAGAGAGCUGUGCAUGAAACAGAUUGCGGAGGCGAUGGACCGCUCAAUCCCGGAAGAGAGCGAGAGGUCUGAAGACGACAUGUCCAUUGUCCAGAAGAUAAUUCGCAAGACUUCCAACCCCAAGAUGGCGGCUGUGCUCGCGCUUGACCUGCUGCUGGUGGGGGUAGACACGACGUCAGUAUCAGUCAGCUCGUGCCUCUAUCAGCUAGCAAGGAACCCAGAGAAGCAGGAAAAACUGUACAGAGAGCUCGAAAGAGUGCUACCAACUCCAGCAGCACCUGUCGAUGUGAAGUGUUUGGAUAAACUAACAUAUCUCAAGGCUUGCAUAAAGGAAACACUCAGAAUGUACCCUGUGAUAAUCGGCAACGGCAGAAGUCUGCAGUCAGACACUGUAAUUGGAGACUACAGGAUUCCGAAAGGCACGCACGUCAUAUUCCCGCAUCUUGUGGUGAGCAACAUCGAAGAGAACUUCCCCUCACCUGACAAGUUCCUGCCCGAACGUUGGCUCAAGUCCGAUCAAUGUCCUCUGACGGCCGGAAAGAAAAUCCACCCGUUCGUGUCGCUUCCUUUCGGGUACGGGCGCCGAACGUGCAUCGGGAGGCGGUUCGCUGAGGCCGAACUGAACAUCCUUCUCGCCAAGAUAUUCCGGAAGUACCGUGCAGAAUAUCACUAUGACGACUUCCGGUACAAGAUCUGCCCUACAUACAUUCCUGAGAAUCCUCUCAAAUUCCGUCUCAUCGAGAGGCAGAAACAGUGAGGGUGACGUCAAGACAACUGCGCCUUGCUUAUCCCGGCAACCCGCGGCACUUCCACAACAUGGCAUGGCUUUCCUUUGAAAUGUUUCUCUGUGUCAUACAGAGCUGCGUUUAAGGAAUAACGAUAGAUAGUCUAUGUCGGUUUAACGUCAUCUCUGCUCUCUGUUCGCUCCGUAGCAACGUGAGUGAGCGUAACUUGUACGCGUGUAAACUGGGCCGUCAACGCAACAUAAAAGCAUCUUCAAGCUGAAGGAACUGCUGAAUCACAGCCGUUUAUUAUUAUGCGAAGAUGUACGCUACGUAUUUCCAGUUCUUCUAGCUCAUCAUCAGGCGAGUUACAAGAAAAAACGAAGUUCUUGAAUUGAGUUGUCUUAAUAUGGAUCCACAAUUUACAGUCUAUUAUUAUUAUUAUUAUUAUUAUUAUUAUUAUUAUAGAGAAUACACCUUUUGGAGAAUGUGCACUAGUACUAUACGCAAAAUCCUAGUAA